This is a messenger RNA of Recurvomyces mirabilis, 768 nucleotides long. RefSeq lists its product as uncharacterized. Bases 1 to 768 code for a protein of 255 amino acids. The transcript has 2 exons. Lineage: Eukaryota; Fungi; Ascomycota; Dothideomycetes; Mycosphaerellales; Teratosphaeriaceae. The record is from RefSeq and is a predicted model, not a curated record.
AUGGAGAUGACUGCUGAUUUGUAUCAUAGGUGGGGUCAACCCGGCGAUGAAGGCCGGCGUGAAAAUGAAGUCACUAUACGAGAAGCGCUGGCGAAAGGCUUUGCUUCCGAUCUUGACCGGUCCCAACGAGUCGUUACUCUCACCAACCCUAACCAAGCCAUCGAUACUGGAGGUGUGUAUGGCUUUACGGCUGGAAUUGCCAGACAACAGGGCGGUGUACUACUGGCCAAUCCUGGAAUUCAAGGAGUAGGAGAGCAUAACAACGUAUCGAUGGAGGAAGAUGCAAAUUCCCAGCAAGAAGAUGAUUACGACGAGCUCUACAACGUUACACCUCCUGGACAAGCACAUCCGGUCUCUCGACCUCUUCAACCUCUUCUGACGGUUCUCUCCCCUCACCCUGGUCGUGAAGGCUUGCCUGGGCUUGCCUACCCCUCCCUCACCCCGCCGGGCCAAUCAAGCAGCGUUGGAUCAGCUCAGAUUGGCGACAAUCGUGAUCACACACCGUCAGGUCAAGGCUAUGGUGUUGUAGGGCCGUCCAACACAGAUCUGGCAGCAGCCAUGCCCGCGGGAGCAACAGGCGGCGACGGUGCACAUACUCAGACAGCGGGCUUGCUUCGGCCCAUGGAAGACUAUCAACUUCAACUCCUGACAGCGUUAGGCUCGGAGCGGUAUGCACCCAUGAUGGAGGGCAACAUUGACGGCAACUGCCGAGGCGAAGAGAAAGCUGGAGACGGAACUGGGGAGGAGCGGAGUGGAUCCUUACAAUAA